AUGUGCGAAAAUAAAGCAGCACUUACUUGGCCCAGUGCCUGCCCGAUUUUCGCAUCUACUGAACUCACAGUGGAAGCGCUCACUGAUCUACUUCAGAAACGCCGCUUCCCAACACUUGGCUCUCGUUCUACCGAAAACUCCGACGCUGAUCUGUCAGAAUCGAAGUGUGUCUUCAGCAGUCUGAUAUCUCAACUCACCUCGUGGCUCGUGGUUGGCGACGUCUCGCCAGUCCUGUUUUGUCGCCUCGUUGAGGGAGUCGUCCGAGGAAAUAUGGCACUCUUCGAAGAGGAUGCCUUCAAGUCGCUUCUGCGUGCUGUUCUCGGUGUCGCGGCGGACGCCUCCUCUUCCUCUGUGGAGCUUCGUCAGGCCUCCGCUGCGGCCAUCGCCUGUCUGCUGUACCUGCACUCGGUGGACUAUAAGGCGGCGCUGGGAGCGCGCCAACGGCCCCUCCUGCACACCACCAAGCACUCCGACCUUCUUCUCUCCGGUGGAGAUAGGCAGCUAGCUGAGGAGACACUUGAUUGCCUGAUAAAACUCCUCGAGGAUGCAAAUGACGACCCAAUUACGGAGCUCUCGUGUGUUCACGCGCUGAUGCAGCUGCUGUGUCACCGUAAAUUCCGUGUUGUCGGCUCCAGAGAUCACCAGCCAAUCCUGGAACGCCUACGCGUCGUCAAGGUAACCACGGCACUGUGGGUCUCCGUGUGCUCCGUGAGGAAGCCACAGCCGCCGCCAGCCGGCAGACAGGCCGACAACGCUCCUUACUUCUCGUCUAGCGGCUUCUCGAGCAGUGGGGAGACCAGCGACGUGGGAGGGGGCGAUUGUGGACCGCCUGACCCCGACGCCGGGGCAGGUUCCCGGGUUUCACAGAAUCAAAAAAAGACGCGUCUCUUGGCCACAUUCUGUCUUCGGCAUCUACUGGCGACAUCGAAGAAAAUCUGCCAGGAGGUGUGGCCCAUCCUCAUGCCCGAACCUGCUGUGCCUUCUUCUCCAUCCGCCCGAGCAGGAAAAAGGGCCUUUCAACCCGACCUCGUGACUAUCAUCCUCAAGGAAGGCGAUUACAAACUGCGCGAGAUAUUCAUCAUCAUGCUGUGGACUCUGCUAAAUAGCAUGGACAAACGCUUUUCGGUUGCAGAGGAGCUAUCCACCUGGCAAUCCGCCUCGUUCAUUCCCUACUCUGUCAAACUUGCCGCGGAACUGCGUUCCCUACACCGCAGGCUGGCCUGGGCUUUGCUUUCAGAAAAGUCUCACCGUCAUCAGUUGGCUCUCCUGAAGGUGAUAAACGCCUUGGUAACCACCACACCCUACCAUCGCCUGCGUCCUGGUCUGCUCUCGGACUUGGUGCCAACCCUCAACACCGUCUUCUUUCGGCCGUCCGACGAGCCCUCAAAAACCGCCCUCGUCAAGGCAAGCAUUCUCAACAUCUGGAGCACCAUCCUGUCAAAACCCACCAUUCUGGAGAUACACCAACUGCUCAUUGCGAAACCGUCCAAAUCGAUGUCGUCUUCGAAGGUGUUUGAGCACUGGAAAGACUCCAAGCCAGAUGCCCCCGCGGACGUGGUGUCUGGCCUGUGCCUCCGCCUGAUCCACCCGAAGGUGGCCGACCUCGCGUGGGACGCCGGGACGGCCGACUCGAACGGUCCCGCGGCCGCGUCGCCCCGCGAGGCCCCCCAGCCCAACGCCCUCCGCGUCCAGGCCAUCUCCACGCUGCGAGCCUUCGUCGCCGUUUACUACGACUGCCUCCGGCCCAGCAUGCAUUUGCUCAAAAGAACUAUUCACUUGUGCCUGCAGCCCGACAUGGAAGAGAACAAGCCGUUGCGCACAGACGUCUUCCGCCUCUGCGACGCUCUUAUCUCGAAGGUCUUCGAAAGCCUGAUCACAGAUUUGCACUCUCGACUCCCUGCCCCUCAAGGCGUUGAACUAUCAUCUAAAGGUGACGACGUGAAGUUGAGCAGCGACUGCGACAGCUCGCUCAAAACCAACGUCGCUUGGUGGACGGACAUCAUAGCCGUCAUCCUCGAUAACACAACGGAGAUCAUCAUGAUGUAA
Messenger RNA from Mesocestoides corti, 2046 nucleotides. The record is from the annotation of a GenBank genome assembly. Lineage: Eukaryota; Metazoa; Platyhelminthes; Cestoda; Cyclophyllidea; Mesocestoididae.